UAGUUCUUUUUGCAUACACAUUAUUAUAUAAGAACAUGAUUAGGUGAAAGUUUAUCUUCACUCUUAGUCCUUUAUUUCAUUCCCAAAAACUGAGGAAAUGGGUUCAGUUUCUGUAAAUGCUCUGUUUCAUACUCUGUUUCUUGCUCUGUUUCUGACUCUGUUUCAAACAAAAGCAGAGAUUUUUGACACUUUUAGCAAUGAGACAAGUUUUGAGACCAGUAACACCUUAGGAACAUGUAACAUUUUCAAUGGAAAAUGGGUUUACGACGCUUCAUAUCCUCUCUAUGAUCCUUCAACAUGUCCUUUCAUAGAUCCACAGUUCAAUUGUCAGAAACAUGGUAGAAAAGACAAACUUUAUCAGAAAUAUAGGUGGAAGCCAUUUUCAUGUAACUUGCAAAGAUUCAAUGGUUUGAACUUUGUUAAGGGACAUAAAGGGAAAAAGAUUAUGUUUGUUGGUGAUUCUUUGAGCUUGAAUCAGUUCAACUCAUUGGCUUGUAUGAUUCAUGCUUCUGUGCCAAAUUCUAAGGCUACAUUUUAUCAGAGAGAUGCUAUUUCUUCUGUCACAUUUGAGGAAUAUGGUCUUAAGUUAUUUCUAUUUCGCACCGCGUAUUUGGUAGACCUUGAUCAUGAUAAAGCCGGAAGAGUUUUGAAGCUAGACUCAAUCAAGAAUGGUGAAGCUUGGAGAGGAAUGGAUGUGUUGAUCUUCAACACAUGGCAUUGGUGGACUCACACCGGAAAUGCACAACCGUGGGAUUAUAUUCAAGAGAAUAAUAAAUUGUUUAAAGACAUGAACCGUUUUGUUGCAUUCUACAAAGGAUUAACAACUUGGGCAAGAUGGGUUGAAGAAAAUGUUAAUCCAUCCAAAACCAAAGUCUUUUUCUUAGGAAUUUCUCCGGUCCAUUACCAGGGGAAAGAUUGGAAUGAACCGACGAAGUCGUGCAUGAGUGAGAAAGAACCGUAUUUCGGAUUGAAGUAUCCGGGAGGGACACCAAUGGCUUGGAUGGUAGUGAACAAGGUGUUGAGAAGGAUGAGCAAACCAGUUUAUUUCUUAGAUGUGACAAUAUUAUCACAGUACAGAAAAGAUGCGCAUCCAGAAGGUUAUAGUGGUGUUAUGGCAACAGAUUGUAGUCACUGGUGUCUUCCAGGACUUCCUGAUACAUGGAAUGAGCUUCUCAAUGCAGCACUUUCUCAUUGACAGACAAUUUGAAUUGUGUAUAAGGUUCAACUUUUAGAGGAAAAUUCAUUGUUUUCAAUUUCUAGGAAUUAUUGUAAUUGGAUAAUAAAAAGGGUUUGAUAUGGUUCAAUUUCUAAAAUUGUAAAUGUUCAUUGUUUAGGCAGAAAUUUGCCUUUAAUUGUACUAGCAAAUAUUGUCUUUUUUAAGUUAGGAAAGAUUUGUUGCUUCAUUGUAAAUCAAGUGGGGAUGAAGUUUCCUUUUUUAAAAGCAUUGAAAUUGAAGUGAUGUUGCAAAGUAAA
This is a messenger RNA of Vicia villosa (hairy vetch), 1473 nucleotides long. RefSeq names its product protein trichome birefringence-like 39. The coding region runs from base 98 to 1195 and encodes 365 amino acids. NCBI's taxonomy places the organism in Eukaryota, Viridiplantae, Streptophyta, Magnoliopsida, Fabales, Fabaceae. Gene Ontology annotation, molecular function: O-acetyltransferase activity. Gene Ontology annotation, cellular component: Golgi apparatus. The record is from RefSeq and is a predicted model, not a curated record. The transcript is spliced from 5 exons.